Spizellomyces punctatus DAOM BR117 is the source of this 2069-nucleotide messenger RNA. RefSeq lists its product as uncharacterized. NCBI's taxonomy places the organism in Eukaryota, Fungi, Chytridiomycota, Chytridiomycetes, Spizellomycetales, Spizellomycetaceae. The record is from RefSeq and is a predicted model, not a curated record. Gene Ontology annotation, cellular component: spliceosomal complex. The transcript is spliced from 6 exons. Bases 39 to 1838 code for a protein of 599 amino acids.
AAAUUCCAUCCUCCUUUAAGAUCAACUGCGUUUGCGCUAUGAAUGUAGACAGCAUUUUCAAGGUCCCAGCCGCGCCGGUUGGCAAGAACAAGCGUAAAUUGCCUCCUACACCCGAUGACGCAUAUCUAAAGAAAGUACGAACAGACGAGGACGAUGACGACUUUCGUGCGGGAUGGGGACCUGGUACUGUUGGAAGUAGUAGUGGGAAUGGGGGAGGAGGCGAGUUGGAUGGGCCUGUGAGAGAUGACGACGAGGACGAAAGGUUUCAUGAAAGUGGACUUAGUGAUGAUCAGAAGAAAAUUUGGGAGAUUGUAGACGCCGGGGAGGAGGCACCAGCAACGAUCGAUUUGCCAACACUCAAGAAAAUGGUUCUGAAAUUUGAAAAAGUUAUCAACAGGAACCAAGAGCUACGUGUAAAGUAUAGCGAUAAUCCACUCAAAUUCAUCGAAUCAGAAGCAGACUUGGAUGAAGAGAUCAAAAAUAUGCUUACUGCAAGUGACGCCCCCGAACUUUAUCCCAACCUCGUUGAACUAGGGACCCACGUCAGUAUCCUUUCCUUACUCUCCCACGAAAACACAGAUAUAUCUAUUGCUGCCGUGGAACUUUUGAACGAGCUCACAGAUGAAGAGUUGGUCACAGAAGCCUCAGAGGCCGCAGAAGAGGGAAUGAAGGCACUGGUAAAAGCCCUAGUAGAAAGUGACGCGCUCGAUCUCCUUGUGCAAAAUAUUUCCCGCCUUAAUGAAGACCAAGGAGAGGAUAAACAAGGCGUUUUUAACACCAUGAGCGUAAUAGAGAACUUGAUAUCCAUCGAUCCUUCAAUAGCGGAAGUUGUUGUUGAAAAAACGUCCUUCCUAUCUUGGCUAUUGCAACGAGUCCGGGUCAAGACAUUCGACUCUAACCGACAAUAUGCAUCUGAGAUGCUGGCAAUUCUACUCCAAAACAGCCGACCGAACCGGAUAAAGUUGGGCGAGCUCGGCGGUGUGGAUACCCUUUUGCGGGUCAUAGCAGCAUAUAAGCGCAAAGAUCCUAAAGAUCCUGAUGAAGUGGAGUUGAUGGAGAAUAUCUUUGACGUGUUGUGUGCCGCGCUGAUUGAACCGGAAAUCAAAGAAAAGUUCCUUGAGGGUGAGGGACUUGAAUUGAUGAUUCUUAUGCUGAAAGAGAAGAAAAUGUCGCGGAUGCGAGCGUUAAAAGUUUUGGACCAUGCCAUGUUGGGAGCGGACGGCGCGUCGUGUUGCAAUCAUUUCGUAGACAUACUGGGUCUCAAAACACUGUUCCCAGCCUUCAUGCGGAAGGGAAUGAAGAAGUACAAGAAAGAGUACAAGUCAUUUUCGGAGGCUGAGGAGAAUGAACAUCUGGUCUCUAUCAUCUCUUCGUUAUUCAAAAAUGUGACGGAACCAGCGUCUCGUGCGCGGCUCAUGCUUAAAUUUGAGGAGGCGGACUACGAGAAGGUUGACCGAUUAGUAGAGAUGCAUAAAACCUAUGCAGGACGAGUCGCAGACGCAGAUAAGGAGAUUGAAGACAGGAAGAAAGAACUCGAAGAAGAAGAUUUGAGUGAUGAUGAGAGAGAAGCUGAAGAAGAAGAACUCUUUCUGAAACGGCUGACUGCGGGAUUGUUUACAUUACAGCUGGUGGAUUUCAUUAUGGCUUCUGUAUGCGUAGAAGACAAGGAAGGCCGGAUACGAGACAGAAUAACCUUACUGCUAGAGAAAGACGGCCAGACUCUUGAAAGCAUCAAAACAAUUCUCAAAGAAUAUGCCGAGAAUGUGGGUGAUGGAAAGGGAGACAACAGAGAGAAUGCAGAGCGAGACAGGAUAUUAGGCCUGGUAGAAGCCUUAUAGGGCUUCAGCAAUUAAUAUGAAAAGGACUAGCAGCAACGCUUCUUGUCGUGCUUCCCGAAAUGAUGGUCUCAAUCGCUGUGCUGCUGCUGCAUGGGAAAAAUGCAUUCCAAAACGCCCUGGAUCGUGCACAGGAAAAUCAUCGUUGGUAUCUCUAAAGCUAGCAAUUACACUUUUUCAUCUGUUGCAAUUGAAGGGAAAGAGGAUCAGAAUUCAUCAUGUAUCAGUCACCGA